CUGUAGCCAUUUUCAUAUUGUCCCUUAGUCUGAAGAAGACUAACGGAAAAGAUGCAUUGCAUAGGGUGGCUCACCUACACGAUGGCUGUUGCCAUCUGCAUAUCUUUGGCUUUCAACAUCGACACAAAUCCCUCCAACAUCAAUACCAUAGAUCAGAAAGAUUUCUUUGCAAACAAAGUGCUUCGAAUCAAGUCGAUCAAGAACACUGGAAUACUCAGCACUGAAGCCCAGCAGCCAAACGAAGAACUAUGCAAAUCUAAUCUAAACCAAACUCACCAGUGCUUAAUUAUGCCAGACAUUUCUCUCACAAACAAGAGAACACCAGUCAAGCACUUUGGACUGUCGAUAGCUGAAGACUCCACACUCUCCCUAUUCACUGUUUGCAGUCCAAGUGUAGUCCAUGAAUGUUAUGACAACUCCUAUUUGAACAGCGUGUGUUACAAGAUGACAGCUCCUCUACAGCCAGAUUCCUCUGUCACACCUAAUUUCCAAGACAUUACAAAACAGACAGUGGACCUCGUCUUUCUAUUCGAUGGAUCCGGGAGUAUGACUCAAGAAGAGUUCCACAAAAGUAAAGAUUUCAUAGUGGAUAUAAUGAAAAAUCUUUCAAGCUCAUCAAUCAAGUUUGCAGCAGUUCAGUUCUCUUCAGAUUACAGUAAGGUUUUUGACUUCAAUGACUAUCAAGCUGGUACUGCUCUUGAUAAACUCAUGAAAGAACCCCAUAUGAUGAAACUCACCAACACACACAGAGCACUCAAAUUUGUGCUGGAGCAAAUCUUUGAAAACCCAGAAGCAGGCGCAACUCCUAAUGCAACUAAAGUUCUGGUAAUAAUCACAGAUGGAGACCCCAGUGAUGCAGACAGACAUGGGAUUAUUAAGAAAUAUGAUGAAAAAGACAUAAUACGCUUUGUCAUUGGGGUGAAAGACGCUGCACUGUAUAGAUUAAGGCUCUUUGCUUCAGAACCAAAAGACAAACAUGUAUUUAAAAUUGAGAACUACGAGGGACUCACAGGAAUACUAGAAGACCAUAUAAAACAAAUCUUUAAACUUAAAGCUCUGGUAGAGGACAUCACUACUGAAAUGUCUCAGAGUGGAUUGAGUGCUGUCUUCCACAAGGUUUGCAGUCCAAGUGUAGCCCAUGAAUGUUAUGACAACUCCUAUUUGAACAGCGUGUGUUACAAGAUGACAGCUCCUCUACAGCCAGACUCCUCUAUCACACCUAAUUUCCAAGAGUGCAAAAAACAGACAGUGGACCUCGCCUUUCUAUUCGAUGGAUCCGGGAGUAUGACUGAAGAAGAGUUCCACAAAAAUAAAGAUUUCAUAGUGGAUAUAAUGAAAAAUCUUUCAAGCUCAUCAAUCAAGUUUGCAGCAGUUCAGUUCUCUUCAGAUUACAGUAAGGUUUUUGACUUCAAUGACUAUCAAGCUGGUACUGCUCUUGAUAAACUCAUGAAAGAACCCCAUAUGAAGAAACUCACCAUGACACACAAAGCACUCACAUUUGUGCUGGAGCAAAUCUUUGAAAACCCAGGAGCAGGCGCAACUCAUAAUGCAACUAAAGUUCUGGUAAUAAUCACAGAUGGAGACCCCAGUGAUGCAGACAGACAUGGGAUUAUUAAGAAAUAUGAUGAAAAAGACAUAAUACGCUUUGUCGUUGGGGUGAAAGACGCUGCACUGUAUAGAUUUAGGCUCUUUGCUUCAGAACCAAAAGACAAACAUGUAUUUAAAAUUGAGAACUAUGAUGGACUUACAGGAAUACUAGAAGACCUUAUAAAACACAUCUCUAAACUUAAAGAUGGCAAAGUGGCUCUGACAAAUGAAAUGUCUCAGAGUGGAUUCAGUGCUGUCUUCCACAAGGAUACCUUGAUUCUGGGUUCAGUGGGAUCUAACAGCGGGCGUCGUUUUAUCCAAAAGAUUCUUGAAGAAAAACAAAAACAAUUGAAAAGAAACUAUCCAGACAUGCAGAUGGACUACAUGGGAUACUUUACCUCUGUUGGAGAGAAGGAUUCUGUUCGUCUAUAUUUCACGGGUGCACCAAGAUUUGGACAGGUCACACUUUUCAGGCACAAUUGUGAGAACUGGAUUGCAGCCCAAAGAAUUAAUGGGGAACAGCCUGGUUCCCACUUUGGUGCAGAGCUAUGCCCAGUAGAUAUCAACUUAGAUGGUAACACAGAUUUCCUGUUGGUGGGAGCUCCACGGUUUUCCUGUCCUAAACGGAGAAGGGAAGGCCACAUAUACAUCUACAGACUGACUGAUGAGAUGUUACUGGAAAGUGUACUGAAUAUAACGGCACCUUCAGUGGGAAGAUUUGGCAGCGCCAUAGCCAGUCUUGCGGAUCUAAAUGGAGAUGGUCUCCGAGAUGUUGCAGUUGGAGCCCCCCUUGAGGAUGAUAACAGUGGGGCUGUGUACAUCUUCCUUGGUGACGGACACAGUGGGAUACGCAGCACUUUCAGUCAGAGGAUCAUGGGACAGAAAAUAAAACCUGAGCUGAGAUUCUUUGGAUAUACCAUUGAUGGGGACAUUGACCUUGGAGAGAAUGGACUCCCAGAUAUUGUGGUUCGAUCACUGGGUACGGCUGUUGUCUUAAGUUCCAGGCCAGUCUUUAAAGUCAAGCCUCAUCUGUCUUUUCAACCUGAGAGGAUAAGCACUGAGAGAAUUGAAAAUUUACCAAUGGUUACCUUAACAGUCUGCUUUGAGAUGGUAGAAACAACAAAUAGGAAACAGGGAUCAACAAGCUCUGGAUUAAUCAUCUCCUACACACUCAAUGUGGAUCCAAUGAAACAAACACAUCGAGGUUUCUUCAGUCAAACUGAUGAGAAAGCUUGGAAUCUAACUUCGACCUGCAAACUGAGUGAUAAAGACACCUGCUUCAACCACUCCAUCUACAUGCCGAAUUUUGUGGAUGACACAGUAUCACCCGUCAGCAUCAGUCUAAACUUCUUCCAAGUUGACAGUGAGAGCGCGAGUGCCGUCCUGAACAUGGACAGCAAGAGGGAGGCUGUUGUUGAGGUUCCCUUUCAAGAGUAAAGUUGAGAACCUGUAUUGUUGAACUUGAGGUAGAUGUAAGUAUGCACAUCUGACAGCAGGAGAGAAGCAUGAAGAACAAAGAAUGAGCCAGGACUGAAAUUACUCUGAUUAAAACCAGAAUUUGUUUAAAAUUAAGUGGAAAAUAAUGAGUAUAUUGUUGCUGUUGUAUGUAUACUGUACAGAUGAGGGCAAUUGUUUGAGUACAGUACUCCUCCUCCUACUACAAUUUACUGCUUGUUAAUUUACUGCUGCUCAUCAUUGUAAUCAUGUAUAAUCAGUGUAUAUUACAAACAUUCAUAGAUACAUAUAUUUGUUGUAACUUUUGUACUAGACAACAAAUGGCAUGAAAAGGAAA
Molecule: messenger RNA, 3379 nt
Organism: Larimichthys crocea (large yellow croaker)
Lineage: Eukaryota; Metazoa; Chordata; Actinopteri; Sciaenidae
Product: integrin alpha-L
Exons: 25
Coding region: 52-3024 (990 amino acids)
Biological process (GO): cell-cell adhesion; cell adhesion mediated by integrin; cell-matrix adhesion
Cellular component (GO): external side of plasma membrane; integrin complex
Molecular function (GO): integrin binding
Source: RefSeq, a predicted model, not a curated record